UAACUCAGAUAGAAAUAGACAGGGAGAGGGAGAGGGAGAGGGAGAGAGAGAGCAAUAAGAAGUAACCCUAGGAGAGAGAGAGAGACUGAUCGUUCUAGAUUCUUUGGAUUCCGGAAUUUGUUGCUCCUUUUUCUUGUAUGGAGUUGUGAUCACAGGAGAUAAGAUCGUUUUUAGUUAGGGUUUCAUCAGUUUUGGUGAUUUUUUCAAGUGUAGAUGGCAGGAUACUUGUCGAUGAAGAUGAAACGGAAGGGCCUCGAAGAAGUGUACGAUGAAUUCUCAGACUUCUCUUUGUCUUCCCCGGCGAGAAAGAUCAGGAGACUGGAUGUGGAGUUGCCACCGAUCAUGGAAGAAGAGGAAUCCCCAGAGAUUCCUGUAGCUUUUGAUCGACCACCUUCUGGAGACUUAGGUAUCAGUGCACGACAGUCGGCAGCUACAGGGACGGAAGCACUGCCUUCUGCUCCCUUGAAUGAAGAGAGGGCUCUUGUGCUAUACAAGCCAAUGAACAAGCCAUUAGUGGAAAUUAUUGUGAACUCGGAUUUGAUUCCUGGAUUAAGAAAUCAUGGCUUCUGGUCAGAGCAGUCAAACCAAGUAAGGAGAGUGGAAGAUGAAGCAACGGAUUCAAGCACAAACACAGGGGCCAAAAAUGGCUGCUUAGCUGUUGUUCCAUGGGUGGUUCCAACUCAAUUUCUUCCAAACUCUGGAACAGAGGGGAUGCCAGCAACUGUAGUUUCAGAACAAAUGGAAGCUGAAGGAGGAGUGGACACUGAGAUGAUGGAGAUCGAAGAUGACAAUGUACAGGUCACUGGAGGUCAAGCAAAGGAAAUAGGAGGUGGGGUUGAGGGGGGAAGUGAAUCUUGGCAGCAAUGGCAGCAACAGCACUGUCUCACUCCACAGCUCCCUCAGAACACAUCUGCACCCAUCAUGUGGUCUUGGUAACAGAUUCAAUCUCAAUUGAGAGCCUGUGAUAUCUGGGUUGAGAGACUAGAUGAGAAAGACAAAAGAGUAUUUUCAUGGGAGAUGGGUUCCUCGCAUACUUUUGUUGUCAAUUGACUUUGGGAAGAUCUUUGUACAAAAAAAAUGUAGGCAGUAUGAACUGUCGAUGCUUUCUGGAAUUGACAAUUCUUGAGAUGUUCUCAGCUC
Messenger RNA from Macadamia integrifolia, 1140 nucleotides. RefSeq lists its product as uncharacterized. Bases 214 to 936 code for a protein of 240 amino acids. Lineage: Eukaryota; Viridiplantae; Streptophyta; Magnoliopsida; Proteales; Proteaceae. The record is from RefSeq and is a predicted model, not a curated record. The transcript has 3 exons.